AUGGCUAGACAAAGAAGAUCAGCACCAGUUCAAAGAACUCAAACUAGAUCAGCUCAUACCGCAGCUGCUCCAUCUCACUAUGGGCAAGCCCCACCAGCCCGUGCUGCCCAACCAGUCCAAGCUCAAUCACAUCAAGGACCAGGAUUAUUCGGGCAAAUGGCUUCUACUGCCGCAGGUGUCGCUGUUGGUUCCACCAUCGGUCACACUCUUGGUGCUGGUAUAACCUCCAUGUUCGGAGGAGGGUCCUCCGCUGCUCCAGUGGAACAGCAACAGGUUGCAGCUCCAAUUGACCAAUCUCAGUACCAACAACAGGCCAGAUCCUGUGAAGCCGAUGCUUCAUCUUUCACCAGAUGUUUGACUGAGAACAACGGUAACAUGCAAAUCUGUGACUUCUACUUGCAACAGUUGAAGGCAUGUCAAGAAGCCUCCCGUCACUACUAG
This is a messenger RNA of Dujonia railenensis, 441 nucleotides long. The record is from the annotation of a GenBank genome assembly. Lineage: Eukaryota; Fungi; Ascomycota; Pichiomycetes; Serinales; Debaryomycetaceae.